AUGGACAUUGGACUUAAGCGACGGAGCGGAACUGACGUCGACACGGCACCAGUGGGAAGUACCGUGGAACGGCAGCCAAGUUCACGCACCGCGGGUCCGAUAAAAAAUGAGCGUCGACGACGGCCGAGACACGGAGCGUGCAAUCAGCUGAGCCUCGCAAAGAUGACCCUGCACUGGUCCUCCAUCAAAAGAGCAGCGUCUGUAGUGUUUCUAAUCUGGAUCCACAUAGCUGCCGUGGAUGGGAAAAAGCAGAAGGCCUCACCCGUGUGUCCUGUCGGUUUUAUGUUGGCAGUGACAAAACAGAAGGGGGAGCCUAUAUGCUAUAGAAGGAAAGGCCCGGAGGUAUUUGCUGACGCGUUCGAAGACUGCUCGGGCAACAUUUACACGUCGACCCUUUACAACAGUCUGAACAUAACGGACCCAAACACAAUAUUAUGGACCGAAUACAGAUCCUUGUACCCUGGAGGUCCCUUCAUCGAUUGGUCCUAUUCCAGUUCUAUCGGCGAUCUGUUCUUGUCGACUUACGACGUUAACUACAACCCCGAUCUCGGCUUGGACGAGGGCCUGUGUGUUGUGAUGGACCCGGUGAGCAACUUCACGGCGACGAAAUGCGACGAGAAACAUUACAGAUAUUGCUUCGUAAAGCCUUAUCCGGAUGAGGGAGAUAUGACCGAUGAAGGCUGCGGAGGUUUGCGGGAGUCCUGGCGAUUCUCGGGUCCAAUGUCCACUUGCCUCACGGUCCUGAGCGGCGUGGGCGGCGGACCGGUUCGGGCGACUUGGAGGCAAGCGCAUGACCUGUGCUUGAAGCGGGGCGGGUCAAUUCUGAACAGGGGUUGGAGGUAUGCGAACAACCCUAUGUUCCGAGCAACUGGGUUUAAUAGGACCUACCCGUUGGGUAUCGUCAUGAGCUCCGACUACUCCCUUUUACGCUACGACGCCGAAGAUGAUCAUUCUGAGAUACCUGAAUCGGAAUGGAACUUUGAGGAGAACGUGCAGUCGUCAGAUACACUGCUUGGUGCACUGCACGACAAUUUCUGGUACCUCGUCAACGGGUCCUAUAUCUUUUACGAUGUCAUUUGCGAGAAGUCCAUCGAGAGGAAGAACAUCACCAUGAACGUGACUAUCGACAUUGACAACAAGUUGACGUUGUACGUGAACGACACGUUGGACGAGGGCGACAUCCACUGCUUCUCCGAUUCCGUCAUACAUUAUCCGACGCGGAUAAAAAUCUAUCAAAACGAACAUAACUCGUUCGUGUUGAGACCGAUAACUGACGGCUAUUACUGGUGCGUGCACACGGACACCGAGAAGUACCGGUUGGCGGAGUCCAACAAGAUACUGUUCAUACGGGAGAAGCAGUCGGUCAUGAACGUGUACGCGACGAAGCUACGGCUGAAGAAACGUUACAACUUCGAGAACUUGGAGAAGAUGUACAGGCUGUGGAUAAAGAAGUUGAGGGAGUACGUGUUCUAUCGGACGAAACAAGCGCAGAUUUACGGCGAGGGACCACUCCAUUCCAACGACACGGAGAGGAUUCUGAAGCAGUUCAAGAGCUCCACGCCCGGCUUGGACUGGAAGGAGAAGGAGAUAAUACACAACUCGAAGAUAAAGAGGCUCUACUUGGACGGGCGGACGGCGCUUCUGCAUAUAGAGCUGAACUCGGAGAUGCUGCCGGUCCCGCCCGGGUGGUGGGACGACGUCGAGGUGGAGUUCAUGAAGCCCGUGUUUUAUUGCAGCGGGUUCGAUUCCGUGCCCACGUUGAAACUGGGUGAAUCGGUGGCGAGUUUCGGCUGCCGCACCCACCAGUGCGUGGGCGACUUCAACGAGGGCGUGCAGUGGGUGACCACCGCCACCGACGGCUGCACCACUAGACCACCGGCUCUCGCCUUCACCACCAUCAGGUUCCGGGAAAGAGGGCUGCGGGACGACUCGGUCACCCAGAACAUGCCCACCAAAAUCGCUACCCCUAGUGACAGUACCACGCGCGCGGAGGCGCCACAGAUAAUAGAAGCGAGCGACGAGAGCUCCGAGGAGUCCACGGAGCGGUACAGGCCGCCUCCGCCUCCGCCGACGACCACAGCCGAGCCGAGCUCGACCACGGUCGAUAGCACGACGACCACAAUGACCACGGACGCGGCGACGGAAACACCGGAAUCGACCACCGACGCUACGCCGACAACAGAGGCCGUGCAAACGACGACCAUUCCAGAGAUCACCACGAAAGCGCCCGAGGAGACACUGCAGCAGGUGCUCGAGGAUCUGGAGCAGCUGGUGGCCAAUGAUACCGUGCCGAUCCUAGUAGAGAAUAUUGUAGAUGUCUUCGAUCAGGUUGAUGGGCUGCUUGAUAUGGAGAGCGAGCUCGACAUCCCGGGUCAGAUGCUGCACCUUCUGGACAAGUUGGGCUCGGCGGUGAACCUAAACGGUUCGCGCAGCGCCUCCGCCGUUAGGGGCAACAUCGCUUUAGUGAUGGCGGACGCCCAACCAGACAAUCCCGUUCGCGGGCUGAGGAUAGCGGCCAACGACGGCGGCUCCUUCAGCCAGAACUCCUUCGAGCUGCUCUCUGCGGAGCCGAACUCGACCUCGCUGAGCAACGCGGCCAGCGAGGCGGUCGUCCGGCUGCCGGCGUCCGUGACGCAGACGCCGCGCCGCAUCAGCUUCGUGGUGUUCCGCAACGACCGCGCCUUCGCCGGCGGCCGGGGCUACUCCAUCAACAGCAGGAUCCUCAGCGUCAACGUGGAGGACCUCACGAAGUUCGACGACGGCGAGGUGGUGGACAUUCACAUCAGUCCGAUAACCAGCGAGCCGCAGCGCAACCAGAGCCGGGCGUGCGCGUACUGGCAGUUCCUGGAGGACGGCAGCGGGCUCUGGUCCCAGGAGGGGUGCACCCUCAUCAGGUCCGAGGACCCGGAUCUGCUGGACACGUGCCGGUGCGACCACCUCACGCACUUCGCCGAGGUGCUGGUGCCGGCCGCGGUCUUCUCCGAGAAGGACGAGAGCGCCCUCGAGCUGAUCUCCAUAAUCGGGUGCUGCGCCUCCAUCUUCGGUCUGUGCCUCGUCGGCCUGACCGCGGCCACCUUCCGCGCCUGGCGCCGGAGCUACAGCAACAAGAUCUGGCUGCACCUCUGCGCGGCGGUCCUCCUACUGGUGGUGUGCUUCUUGGCUGUGCCCCUCGUCAGGUUCGAGACCAACAGCGUCGGCUGCAUGCUGCUCGGCGUGAUGCUCCACUACGCGGUCCUAUCGUCUUUCUGUUGGAUGGUCGUCGCCGCCGUUCUCUCCUACCGUCGCCUGGUGCUGGUCUUCACUAGGGACGCGUCGCACAAGUUGCUGCGGGCGGCCGCCUUCGCGUGGGGCGCGCCCUGCGCCGUAGUCGGCGCUUUGCUCGCCGCCGCCCCCGAUUCGUAUGCGGGGCGCUUCGAAGACAAAAGCCCCACGGCGGCCUUCUGCUACCCUUCCGGGCUGGGGCUGUGGUUGGCGGUGUACACCCCCGCGGCCGCCGCCCUUCUGGCCAACUGGACGCUGUUCGUGCUGAUAAUCCGCUCCGUGUUCGCGUCGAGUCGAGUCCGCCGCCACGGGGAAUCCCACGAGGCGCUGAGGUGCGCGUCCGUCAGCUGCCUUUUGGUCUUCCUGUUCGGUCUGCCAUGGAUCUUCGGGCUGUUCGCCUUCAACCUGGUGGCCGCGUACCUGUUCACGCUGACGGCCAGCUACCAGGGCUUCGUGCUGUUCCUCUUCUUCGUGGUGGGCAACAGGAAGACGCGCGACAUGUGGCUCGACCGGCUCAAGAUCAAGCAGACGCGGAAGGUGCCGGUCACCUCGUCGACGUACUCGAACCGCAGCACGGGCGCCGCGUGGCGGGGCGGAGCGCCCGAGCAGAAGGCGAAGCCCCGCUCGCUCGCUACGCCGGACGACUCCCGCUUCUCC
Molecule: messenger RNA, 3918 nt
Organism: Iphiclides podalirius (scarce swallowtail)
Lineage: Eukaryota; Metazoa; Arthropoda; Insecta; Lepidoptera; Papilionidae
Source: the annotation of a GenBank genome assembly